Drosophila subpulchrella is the source of this 1030-nucleotide messenger RNA. RefSeq lists its product as uncharacterized. The transcript has a single exon. The record is from RefSeq and is a predicted model, not a curated record. Bases 141 to 791 code for a protein of 216 amino acids. Lineage: Eukaryota; Metazoa; Arthropoda; Insecta; Diptera; Drosophilidae.
ACUUCAGUCAUAUCUAAAAUUUCGGCAGCUUAAGACCUUCCAAUUUUUGUUUGUAAAUAAAGUAUUUUUUUAAAAUUCCCUUUGCGGUUUUUUGUGUGAUACGUCGUUAUUUUCGAAAAUCCAACUCACCCACGAAAAUCAUGUUUCGCAACUUGUCGAUGCUGAGAAACAAGCUGGCAGUGCAGCGGACUCUGAUUUCCCGCCUGACCUCGCGCUCCAAAAUGUCAACCGGAAUUACGUGCCUCACCAUUAAUCGUCCUAGGAACAUCGACGGCGUGACAGUGAUAGAUAUUAAUAUGAAUGAUAUGGCCAAGAAUGAUAUGGAUUUCAAUCGUAAUUUUGUGAAUUCGCUGACAUCGAUGGAUCGCCCUCAUUUCGUUGAACCAGUUCAGCCAGUGGGCACUGAUGCGGUUGAUUCGCCACCUACGGAGGACUCUGCUCCCGCGGAUACCGUGGAUAUCUUGCCCGCCGGUGCACCCAGUUCCGUUCUAGGCGUCGACGGAACUCCCAUUGUACCCAUCGAGAUCGACGGCUGGAAUCAGGACGACGAGGAUCCCACCGUGCAGAAGAACGUGAAGGACGUGGACAUCGGCAAUGACGACGAGUACAAGGCCGAGAUGGCUCUGCGGGUGCCAGAGAUCAGGGAGGCCCAAACCGAGUACAAGGGCAUCAAGGUGAAGCUGCCGGAAACGGCCAACCAGGAUGUGGGCACCUAUCGUUUCCGUCGCGAGGCUGAGGAUCUCAAGGCCGUUGGAGACGACACGCGUCUUGUUCGAUUCGACAAGAAGUAGACGAAACGUGUUUUAGGUUUCAAAUCUCACCCACUAUCUUCCACUUGUGUUAACUUCAACGAAUGCUUUCAAAAUUUGUUUGGAUCUUCUGGUCGACCUCCGCAAAAAACUUUUCCAAUUUUGUAAUGAAGUUGACCAUUCUAACGAGAAUGGCAACUGAAAUUGGAUGGAAGUGGGCUCGGUUGUAGUCGGCGUUACCAUUGAUGUAAUCGGAAUAAAAAUUAACUUUAGGUAUACAA